UGCGGGGUGACGGAGGGGUCGGGGCGAAUGACGGGCCCGCGCGGCACCGACUCCUCCUCCUCCCGCUCCCCGCCCCCCCCCCCUCACAGCGGCCGCCGCCAACCGCGAUAACCGCCUUCAAAACAAACCCUCCCGCACGCCGAGGCCGGGAGGAGGGAGGGAGGGAGGAAGGAAGGGGGAGGCCCCCCCCUUCCGCCGUCUGAAGCACCUGCACCGCUCGGCCCCGCACCUUCCUGUUGGCUGGCGGAGGAAGGGAGGCGGCGGCGAGGAAACACCAACUGCCUCCCCCUUUGGCGGCGGCACUUGGCAGUGGACAGGGACGGCCAAGGCAGCGAUGAUGCCGGUGUUGUCCGAGGAGCGCUAACCUUCCUCCCUCCCCCCCCCUCUAUCUUGUGCGCCCCCCUCCACCCCCUUAUCCUGGGACCCCUCCUCUCCAUCCCGCACUGAUCCCCAUUCCCGCCUAUAUUCAGUCCUCACUGACAUCCCCUGUGCUCCCCUCCCCAUCUACCCACCCCCCAUCUAUUCAUCCCGCACUGAUCUCCCUAUCCACCUCGCAUUGAUUCUCCUACACCUCACAUUCAUCCUGUACUGAUCCCCCUUCCCAUCCAUCCUGCACUGCACCCCCUCUCAUCCCGUACUGAUCUCCCCAUUCAUCCUGUACUGAACCCCCUUCCCAUCCAUCCUGCACUGCACCCCCCUCUCAUCCCGUACUGAUCUACCCAUUCAUCCUGCACUGAUCUCCCGAUCCAUCCUGACCCCCCCUCCCCCCAUUCAUCCUGCACUGACCCUCCCAUCCAUCCUGUGGUGCCCCCCUCCAUCCAUCCUGUACUGACCCCCCCCCCCCAUCCAUCCCGUACUGAUUCCUCCAUUCAACUCGCAGUGACCCCCGCGCUCUCCCCUCACAAUUUUACCUACUACAACCAACACGCACUAAUUCCCCUGCCUCAAUCCAUCCAUCCAUCCCGCACUGAUUCACCCGCCCCCUCCCCCCCCCCGCUCCUCCCCACCACCUCCUCCUCCUCACACGCUGCUGUUCAGCCGUUACAAAAUGAUGGAUUUCAACCAGGAGAAUCUGUUCGGUCAAAUAGAAGAUUUGCAGGAACUUAGUUUCAUUGAAAGACCCGUGCGGAGAUACCUGAAGACGCCAGAAGAAAUAGAAAGAUUGACAGUCGACGAAGAGCUCAAUGAUAUUGAAAGGGCUGUCUAUCUUCUGAGCAACAGCUCUCAUCAACACUGCAUCGUACGAAAUUGGGGUGGCGGGAGUGUUGCAUCAUAUCAAUCUCCCCGUUCCUUCAGUUCUUCACAGGCCUAUGGAGACUUCAGUAGGGAGAAAAUUAUGUUUCAAAAAUCUACUGAGGACAUCAGUUCUGGCCAAGAUGUGCAGCGAACUAGUGUUGUUGUUAAUCUACCAAACCUGAUGCGACAGAAUACUCCGGAGACUCUUCGAAGAGUGGUGCCAAAAAUUAGAGAGGUACUCCAUGUUGCGGGGGUGGAGAUGCAGUUAGCUGCUGCAGUUUCAUUUCUUGCCAUCUUGCAAGACGAGUUAGUUUCUGUUGCAGCUUACAUCCACGCCUUCCUCCCAACUAUAUUGAUGAACCUGGAUCACAAAGACACAGUGGUCAGCAAUGCAUGGUUGGAGACUCUCCUGACUGUAAUUAAUGCUUUACCAAAGGAAACCAUCAGGCAAGAGAUUUUGUCUCCACUGGUUUCAAAGGCUCAGUUAUCACAGACAAUCCAGUCACGUUUAGCCAGCUGCAAAAUACUGGGUAAAGUUUCCAGGAAAUUUGAAUCUCAUAUAAUAAAACGUGAUAUUUUGCCUCUCGUGAGAUCACUUUGUCAGGAUGUAGAAUAUGAAGUUCGCUCUUGUAUGUGUCGUCAGCUGGAAUACAUAGCACAAGGAAUUGGUAUUGAACAGACGAAGAUUGUGAUACUUCCUGAAUUAGUGGAAUUGGCCAGAGAUGAAGGGAGCAGUGUACGUAUUGCUGCAUUUGACACCAUUGUUAACCUACUUGUGAUGUUUGACAGUGAUGACCGGACUCAAAUUAUAUUUCCCUUGGUGAUGAUGUUUUGUGAAAAAUCAUUCAAAGCAGAUGAGACUAUCCUUGCACCAUUGUCACACCAACUGGGGAAGCUCUGUCAUGGUCUCUCAGGGAAUUUAACUGAUGAACAACAUAUGUGGUUUUUGGAUUUCUACAAGAAAUUCAGUACAUUAGGCCUACAGCAUGAAAAUGGUCAAAGCGAGCACUUGACUCAGUUCUAUGCAGCAGAAAUGGAUGCAAAAUAUGCGUCUGUGAGACAGAAUUGUGCCUACAAUUUUCCAGCCAUGAUACUUUUUGUGAAUCCUCAAUGUUUCUACACUGAACUUUAUCCCAUUUUUUCAACCCUCUGUCAUGACCCUGAAACUCUUGUCCGAAGAACGGUUGCCACUGGCUUCCAUGAAGUCAUUAAACUGCUAGGCUCCAGUGUUCACUUGGUUCACAAAGAACUGAUUGUGCUGUUACAAGAUGAAUCAUUAGAGGUAUUGGAUGCCCUGCUAGAUCACCUUCCUGAAAUUCUAAGAUUUGUUAUUGCAGGAGGAGACCAGGUGGGAACAGAGAACAAGGUACAUAUUCCUGAUCUGAUUCCAGCUCUCUCAAUGGCUGAACAAAGAGCUGCCACCUCUUUAAAAUGGAGAAUACAUGAGAAGCUAUUGUUGACGUUUGCCUGUCUACCACAAGUCAUUUCAAGUGAUCAGAUAUACUACAAGUUUUUGCCCAUAAUGUUUAGAAUAAUGACGACAAAUAAUGUCCUUCCAGUCCAAAGAGCCUCAGCCAGAACCCUCUGUGUAUUUGUUCGGUACAACCGUAAACAGGAGCAAAGACAGGAAAUAUGCAGUAAAAUCAUUGAGCAACUUGGUCAAGGAAAAAGUUGCUGGAAUAGGCUAAGAUUUCUUGACACCUGUGAAUGUAUUAUGGAUCUAUUUUCAAAAGCAUUCUUCUGCAAAUAUUUUUUCAUGCCUACACUUGAACUUUCAAAUGACCCUGUUCCAAAUGUAAGGAUUAAAUUCUGUUACAUGUUGCCAAAAUUGAAGUCUGCAUUAAAGCUGCCAGCUGACAAACUCCUCCUGCAGCAACUAGACCUUUGCGUUAGGAAACUACUGUGUCAGGAAAAGGACAAAGAUGUCACUGCUGUAGUGAGGGUUAUCACGUUGGAAUUAGAUCGAAUAGAAACUAGUGUGGAUUGUUUUCCAAAAAGAUUACAAGAGAAAGAUUUGCUUGAUCAUAAAAAGGAGAAGGAAGAAAAUUUGCUUUUAGAAAUGGAAGACAUUGAAAAACGGGGAGAAAGCAAGUUACUGAAUGAAAAGAAAUCGGUUUCAUCUUUUAAUAAAGAUGGGAAGAAGAGGAAUAAAUUAGGUCGUAGUCGUUCACUUGGUGGUCGAGUGGCGCCUCCAAAAUUAAUCUCUGAUAAACCCACAACGAAGCUUACUAUAACAUCUAACUCUCAAAUUGCUACAACAACAAAAAAUGCCCUACUAACAUUUGAUGGAACGUCCCAGAGCCAUUCCUCGAGUUCUGGUGCGCCCUCCAGUCUGCCACCUUCUUCUCGUUUUUAUUCAACUAAUUCCAGUGAGCAAAAAACUAAUGGGAGUAAAGAUACCCUUCCAAAGAAGUUUAACUUGAAAAGCAGGAAAUCAAACCCUUAAUGGAAGAAAAGUUGCAUUACUUGGUCAAUCAUUUCACGAUGUGCGUCAGUGACUUCCUUAAAGCCAAGUUUCAGUAAGUGUCUGGAUUUUGAAAGCUAUAAGGAAAUUAUGUAUUUUUCUGAACAUCUGGGUUUAAAGAAGAACCAUUCCAAGUUGUAAAGACUGUAUUUGUGGCUCUACAGAAGUUGCUUAUUUUCAUUUUAUUUUCCAUGACAAUUGUUGUUUGAAUAUUAUUGUAUAUAACCUUGUUUGCUACACAAUGCUCAAAAUUCAUUGAAAAAGUAUUACGCAAGUUUCAGUAUCUACAAUCGCAAAUAUCUCAGAGUACUAUUAUGGAUAAGCACAACAAAAUUAAAAAAUGUAAUUUAUGUCUCAGCACCGUUUUCUAUUUUUGUGCUUGCAAGAAAUGUAAAACGUCUCUCAAAAUGAAGUAUCCACAUGUGCUUUUGCUGUGAGUGACCAUCAUAAAGAGUCUAGAUUGUUUCCUGGUGUGAAACAUUUACUUUUGCUUAAUCUUGAAUGACUAAUGGACCUUUUAACUUCUCCCUCUGAACAGCUAAAAUCAAAAUUGUGUCCAAGUUAAGUAAUUUCAAACCUGAUACCAAAGUGUAACUCAUUAAUUAAACUAUGAUGAAACACAGCAGAUCCAAGAUUAAAAUGAUAGAGGUUUAAGAUGAACAGCUGAACUAUGAAACACGAUUUUAAAUCCUAGUUUACUGAAGUAGCACUGAAAAAUGUGAUCUGGUUCAUAUUCAGUGAUUCAUUUGCUCAAUUCCGUUUAGCCUCAGGUGAGCAAAUUGAGAGUUCAGUACUUUUACCAAAGGGCUGCGUCUGGCUUUCUGAAUUGAUUUUACAUAUUCUGUGGUUGAAAUGUAUUUGUGAUGCUUGGAGCCAGCAAAUUAAGAGAUUAUUUGGAGCAGUAUCUUGGACUCCAGGCAAAGUAAUUUCCAGUUUACGCAGCUGAUGAAUUAAGUUUACAGGGCACUGUUUGUAGACUGAAACCCAUGACUGACCCAUCAUUGAAGUUAUCAAAUCAAUCAGAACCCUAAAGAAAAGAUAUGAUUGAAAAUGUAUUGGGUAUUAGGGAAAACAUCUUCAAAAUAAAUGGUUGUGUCAAAUAUUAAAAGAGCAUUCCUUUGGAAAUGGAAUGUUAUUUGCUCAAAUUAGUAAUAGAAUAAUUCUGGAGAAAAAAUUGAAUGUCCCAUUACUUUGUAACAUGUAUAUUUUUGAUCAAAAUCUCUGGAGGUUAUUAUUCUGUCUCAGAAGGUAUGCCAUUUUAAGCAUGUUUUGGCAAAGAUUAAUGUCAUGCAUUCAUGACCCUCGUAUCAUUGACUCAGUUCUGCCAAGGCUGAAUUGUAUGUCAGCCAACAUGCCAUUAUCGGUGCCAGCUGAAGAUGAUGUAAAUCUUCCUCUUGGAGUUUAAUUCGUGCUUGCUGGCACUGGCUGGCAUCAGUUGCAUCAUUUUCCUUUCACUGUUGGUGUGAUGAAAAUAUCAGCAUGUCACUCAUGCUGAAGAUAGUUUAUAAUGACAGCGUUAAAUGACCCGUAGCAGUUUUGAUUUCAGAUCAUUCAAAAAAACUGUAACAUUUGGUGUUUAUUUUAACAAUAGUGCAAUGUACUAGCUGUUAAAGCCUGAAUGUAACAACUUACCUAUAAAUCUCAAGCAAUUCUCUUUGUAUUGUUCUGAAAGGUAGUUUUUUGAAUGAAGCUUAGCACACACUGUGUAGAAACUGCACACUCCACAUGAUGCCAUGCAGGAUAUCAGUAUUAUCAAUUGUUGGCCUGCAUUACUAAUAUUGAGACAACUGGAUGUAUAUUCCACUCAGUAUGUCUUCCCAUGUUGCAACCUGAUGACAAUUUUUAAAUAAUUUCUGGUAACCAGAGAUUUGUAAUAGAUUUUCAGUAUUGAAUUUAAUUUUUCAUUGUAACAUUUUUAAGGUGCAGUAUUUUAUCAUUUUCCCAAUGAUUUUAGGAUCUGUAAUCAUACUGUAUCUUCUUUUCAUCCUUAAGAAGGAGUGAUACUUACCUUAAGAACAUGUAUUAUUCUUUAAUGUUGCCAUAUAUUGUAAAUAACAGUGUAUAAUUACAAAAGAGUUACAUUGUAAGCAUGUAAAAGAAAUGCAGAUAUAUUGUUUUUAAUAAGAAAAAUGAAAACUAUUAACAUUUUUAUUUUAGCAUGUCCCUAUAAUUUUUUUAAAAGCUAAUUUUGCAUUAAUCCCUUUCACAUGCCUACUGUGCUGUCUUGAUACAGGAACAUUAAUAAACAGUGUUAUGAAGUCAAUGUGCAUACUGGUGUAAAUAUGGCCUUAAUCAAAUUGAGCUAUGCAGUCUAAAAAUCUGGCUUUGUCAAAUUCUUUAAAUAGGUAAUGUCAUCUUGAGUUCUGUUACAAUUGUAUGUUACAUAUUCUUUAAUAAAUUAUAAACUCCAAAUAGAAACUGA
This is a messenger RNA of Amblyraja radiata (thorny skate), 6122 nucleotides long. It is a transcript of the gene ppp4r4, whose product is annotated as protein phosphatase 4, regulatory subunit 4. The coding region runs from base 1049 to 3682 and encodes 877 amino acids. Gene Ontology annotation, cellular component: protein serine/threonine phosphatase complex; cytosol. The record is from RefSeq and is a predicted model, not a curated record. NCBI's taxonomy places the organism in Eukaryota, Metazoa, Chordata, Chondrichthyes, Rajiformes, Rajidae. Gene Ontology annotation, molecular function: protein phosphatase regulator activity. The transcript is spliced from 25 exons.